UCGGAAGACUGCAGACUGAAACUUGUAUACCAAUCUGAAACAUAACGAUGCAUUCUAUCACGAUCCUUCUGGGUGUCUUGUUUGGCGUGCUGACCCAGGCGUACGCCCUCCCUGUUAAGAAUUCUACUGGAGUAAAUGAGGGGAAAGUGAGGUUGAAAAGGAAAUACUCAGAUGAAUUUACAGACCAUGAUGAAAUGAAUAUAAUGGAUCAAAUCCUGGAAGUCAAUAGCAGGUUGCGAGUUCCCCGAGGACUGACCUUCAGAGAGGGAGAUAUUGCCAACUCGUAUGUACGGAGUGCCAUAACCUGCCCUGGCAAUGCUUGUCUGUGGCCUAAAUCCGUUGAUGGAUUUGUUUAUGUUCCCUUCAUGCUCUCUCCACUAUAUGACGACAUGGACAGAAUCACCAUAGAAACGGGGAUGCAAGACAUUGCCACUGGAACAUGUGUUAAAUUUGUUCCACGCACUCAAGAAGCCAGCUUCCUGGAUGUUCAGCCUAGAUAUGGCUGCUGGUCGUUCCUGGGGCAAACUGGAGGAAGCCAGACCCUGUCACUGCAGACUCCUGGGUGCAUGUGGUCAGGAGUGGCUGCCCACGAGUUCAUGCAUGCCCUCGGCUUUGUGCACGAGCAGUCUCGUUCAGACCGAGACCACUAUGUCUCAAUCGUAUGGAAAAACAUCAUGCCAGACCAAAUUCAUAACUUCAGGAAACAGGUGACAAACAAUCUGAAUAGUCCAUAUGACUACAACUCUGUCAUGCAUUAUGGAAGAUAUGCCUUCUCUGAAGAUGGUGGACCAACAAUAAUCCCCAGACCAGAUCCCUACGUUCCCAUUGGUCAGCGAGAUGGACCCAGUAAUCUAGAUCUUCAUAAAAUAAAUGUCCUGUAUAACUGUGUCCUCACUACAGGUGUCAACUAG
This is a messenger RNA of Cottoperca gobio, 911 nucleotides long. RefSeq names its product high choriolytic enzyme 2-like 1 (gene hce2l1). Bases 48 to 911 code for a protein of 287 amino acids. Gene Ontology annotation, molecular function: metalloendopeptidase activity; zinc ion binding. Gene Ontology annotation, biological process: proteolysis. The record is from RefSeq and is a predicted model, not a curated record. NCBI's taxonomy places the organism in Eukaryota, Metazoa, Chordata, Actinopteri, Perciformes, Bovichtidae. The transcript is spliced from 9 exons.